Fomitopsis serialis is the source of this 441-nucleotide messenger RNA. RefSeq lists its product as uncharacterized. Lineage: Eukaryota; Fungi; Basidiomycota; Agaricomycetes; Polyporales; Fomitopsidaceae. The record is from RefSeq and is a predicted model, not a curated record. The coding region runs from base 92 to 319 and encodes 75 amino acids. The transcript has 4 exons.
AUCUUCCACGGGGAGGGUCCUCAGCAGCGCAAUGUUCGAUCGCCUCUCCGCCAUCCCCAUGUAGACUUCGCCUGCGGUCAAGUCGGCACCGAUGCAGUCGAAGGCUCGGAUCUUCUUCAUCUCCAUUAUUGUUUGGAGCUCGUCAUGGCCCCAUCCGUCUCUCGGCCUUACGGAACAAGCCUCGUGGGUGAACGCAGGCAGCCUGAUGCGGCCGUCGUCGAAGAUAGAACUUUGUUGGCGCACUGCCCCAUUACGGACACGAGCGUAUUCUAGAGUUCUACUUCAAUUCCAAGUUUAUGCGACUGGCCGACCACGAUGACGGUUUCCGUCGGCCGUGAGCGGAUCGUACGUAUGCCUUGUGAUGGGACUCCGUUUCAAUCGGUCCUAAUUUGAACCCGAACACCCAUCGUAUGCCCAUCGUCUGCCAUACACAGACGCUGU